UUUACCCUUAGACGGAAGGCCCAAGGCAAGCAGAGAAAGCGGAGAACCUGUCCUCCGAGCAUCAAAAUGGGAUGUUCCUGACUACCAAAACAUGCAUGACCUCCUCUACCUGGAUAUGGUGAUAGCAGAGACUCUACGCAUGUAUCCACCUGCAUUCAGGUUCACCCGUGAAGCAUCAAAAGACUGCGUAAUUUUGAGACAGCAUGUACCUGCUGGUUUUGUAGUAGAAAUUGCCGUUGGGCACCUCCAUUACAACCAGAAGAUCUGGCCAGAACCUGAGAAGUUUAUUCCUGAGAGGUUUACAGCAGAGGCCAAGCGGCAACGCCACCCCUUCUCCUAUCUCCCCUUUGGCGCAGGCCCUCGUGGCUGCAUCGGUGUGAAGCUGGCUUUGAUGGAGAUCAAGAUAACACUGCUAAGAAUCUUGCAGAAGUUCAGGUUUCAAACCUGCCCCAAGACCCAGAUUCCUUUGCAGCUGAAAUCUCAAGCUACACUAGGACCGAAGAAUGGAGUCUACAUCAAGAUAGUUUCUCGAUAGAGCAGAAUCCGAUUUCUAUAUGUCUUCCAAGGAGAUGACAGCUUGCCGGGUGAUGCGUUGCUUCUGUAAUUGUGAAACUGCACUGGAACAGCCUUUUCUUUUCCAUCUGCCUUGGUAAGGAGGCAAAGGUGUGUUAAAUGAUGUUGAGGGAACAAGUAUAUUGGAAAGCCCCAUCUCAAAAAAAUCUAGGAAGGUCCACUUCAGGGUGGAUCUGUGUGACUUUGGGGAGCUGGCAGGCAAGGAGUCUGCAUUCCAUUCUAAACCCUGUCACUAAGAGCCGCUUCAUCUGUGCAAAAAAAAAAAAUGCAAUCCUUUCCCCACUUCUACUGGGAUUGAAGGCUGGUCAGUGAGAUCCAUGUGAUCAGCUAGUUUCUGGGAGCACUUGUCCCUUCAGCAUACAUAGCCUUUGACUUGUCCUUUGGUGGCUACGACACCUCAUUUGCUAUCAGGAGUCACAGCAUUUCACGCCUUGUUACCAAAUAAACAGU
Molecule: messenger RNA, 1023 nt
Organism: Gekko japonicus
Lineage: Eukaryota; Metazoa; Chordata; Lepidosauria; Squamata; Gekkonidae
Product: thromboxane-A synthase-like
Exons: 5
Coding region: 92-535 (147 amino acids)
Molecular function (GO): iron ion binding; monooxygenase activity; thromboxane-A synthase activity
Source: RefSeq, a predicted model, not a curated record